Molecule: messenger RNA, 1189 nt
Organism: Anopheles cruzii
Lineage: Eukaryota; Metazoa; Arthropoda; Insecta; Diptera; Culicidae
Gene: Rh5
Product: opsin-3
Exons: 3
Coding region: 38-1189 (383 amino acids)
Biological process (GO): G protein-coupled receptor signaling pathway; visual perception
Cellular component (GO): membrane
Molecular function (GO): G protein-coupled receptor activity
Source: RefSeq, a predicted model, not a curated record
UGCUGUCGGUGAGGAGAUCCGCUUGAGAGGUGCGAAAAUGUUGGAGCUAAACGAAACGGACGCCGUGCUACACCCGAUGGCCAUGACGAUGGGUGAGGGCGAGAUCCCGAGGCUGCUCGGGUGGAACCUGCCGCCGGAGGAGCAGUACUUGGUGCACGAGCACUGGAAGGGCUACCCGGCGCCGCCGUACUACAUGCAUCUGCUGCUCGCCAUGCUCUACUUCGUCCUGAUGAACACCUCGCUCGUGGGCAACGGAAUCGUGCUGUGGAUCUUUGGAACGUCGAAAUCGCUACGCAACGGUUCGAACAUGUUCAUCAUCAAUCUGGCCAUCUUCGAUCUGCUGAUGAUGUGCGAGAUGCCCCUGUUCCUGGUAAACUCGGCCUCGGAGCGCUUGGUCGGGUACGGGGUGGGGUGCUCGGUGUACGCCGCCCUCGGCAGCAUGUCCGGCAUCGGGGGCGCCAUCUCGAACGCCGUCAUCGCGUUCGAUCGCUACCGGACGAUCUCGAACCCGCUCGACGGGCGACUGAGCCGGGUCCAGGCCGGGCUGCUGAUCUGUAUGACGUGGCUCUGGACGCUCCCGUUCACGGUGCUGCCCCUGUUCCAGAUCUGGGGCCGCUACGUGCCGGAGGGCUACCUCACGACCUGCUCGUUCGACUACCUGACCGACGACCAGGACACGCGCGUGUUCGUCGGCUGCAUCUUCACCUGGGCCUACGCCAUCCCGAUGGCGUUCAUCUGCUACUUCUACGCCCGCCUGUUCGCGCACGUCCGCCAGCACGAGCUGAUGCUGAAGAACCAGGCCCGCAAAAUGAACGUCGAGUCGUUGGCCGCAAACCGGAGCGAAAAGUCGCAAGCGGUCGAGAUGCGCAUCGCCAAGGCGGCCUUCACGAUCUUCUUCCUGUUCGUGUGCGCCUGGACACCGUACGCGAUCGUCACGAUGAUCGGAGCCUUCGGUGACAGGACACUUCUUACGCCGCUCGUCACGAUGGUGCCGGCGGUCUGCGCCAAGAUCGUGUCCUGCCUCGAUCCGUGGGUGUACGCCAUCAGUCACCCGAAGUACCGGAAGGAGCUCGAACGACGGCUACCGUGGAUGGGCAUCAGCGAGUCGGACGACGCGCUCAGCAACACCGACAGCAAGACGACCGUCGUCUCGGAACAGCUGGGCUCCGACCAGACGCCGUCCAAUUGA